AUGACAUUGCAAAUCAGCACUAGCAACAUUGACUUCACGAUCAUAGUAUAUUUGAAGCCACUUCAAUGGGUGUAUUAAUUAAUGUAAUGUUGACACUACAGAACAUAUCAGAUGAUAACUUUACAUUUGAUCAGUUCAAUAAUACAGAUCUAUCAUCUAAUACCACUCCCUCAUAUUUAGCAUUGCGCAUUGGCGCCAUCGUAAUGUUAGUGGCUUUAUUGUGGGGUCUUUUCGCCAAUGCUCUGACCACGUAUUCCAUUUUAACAAACAGGGACUUAAAGAAUAUUACUAACAUGUUUAUAGUGAGUUUGUGUAUAAAUGACAUCAUGAACCUAGUCAUAUCAAAUUUCAUGGUGCUUAUCUCCUACUUUAUGAUGAAAUGGUCUACUGGUCUAAUUGUGUGUGAAAUCGUCACACAUUUUACUGUUCUUCUAAUGGGGUCAUCAUUGUGGCAUACAGGUCUUAUUGCUAUUCAUCGCCUCAUUGUUGUUUGUUUCAACGGUUUUUAUAAAAAAAUUUCUAAACGAGCCUACACAAUAUUUGUGUUAACCACCGCACGCAUUGUGCCAUUAUUAUUUCUUAUACAACCACAUCUCGGGAAUAUGUCUCACUAUGAGCCUAAACUAUUGCGUUGUAUCAUUAGGAAGGGGUUCGGGCUUUAUACAAUGUUUGUUAGUGUGGUAUUAAUGAUAAUGCCCUCUGUUAUGCUUAUCAUCUGUUAUGUCGCAAUAUUUAUAAAAGUUCAUAGAUCGUCCAGUGUCUUCAGGGGAAAGCGGAAAAGAGAAUGGCUUCGAAGAGAAAUUCAGAUUACUAAAAUGUUCGGCCUGGUGUUUCUGGUCAUCAUAAUUGGAUACUUGCCAUAUGGAAUUGUCAGGAGCAUUGAUAAGCAGUUGUUGUUGAGUGCAGACUUUUAUGUGGCAAUUUCGGUUCUAUAUGCUGUGGCAAAUAGUUGUAACCCGAUUAUAUACGGCUCUAUGGACAGAAAUAUUCGAAGAGCAUGUUUUCAAGUUCUGAAUCUUGACAAUAUGUGCAUGAAAUAUGAGGGUAAACUUCGGAAAAGCAGCUCAGACAACAUUAAUGGACAUAAAAGUGAAAUUCCGAGUGACGAAAUCACCGAAGCUUUACCAUUAAACGCAAGCCAUCCCAAUGAAUAAGCCUUUAAUGCAUUGGUGACUAUUGAAGUGAAUGUAUUAUAAAUAUAUUGUUGAGUGGUUCAUGGCCUCAAAUAUUUGUUCUUA
Patella vulgata (common limpet) is the source of this 1238-nucleotide messenger RNA. Its product is annotated as melatonin receptor type 1C-like. Gene Ontology annotation, cellular component: membrane. The coding region runs from base 66 to 1154 and encodes 362 amino acids. NCBI's taxonomy places the organism in Eukaryota, Metazoa, Mollusca, Gastropoda, Patellidae. Gene Ontology annotation, molecular function: G protein-coupled receptor activity. Gene Ontology annotation, biological process: G protein-coupled receptor signaling pathway. The record is from RefSeq and is a predicted model, not a curated record. The transcript has a single exon.